Messenger RNA from Rotaria sp. Silwood1, 921 nucleotides. Lineage: Eukaryota; Metazoa; Rotifera; Eurotatoria; Philodinida; Philodinidae. The record is from the annotation of a GenBank genome assembly.
AUGCGUGCAAGUUCCAUUGAUAUUCAUCCGAAUGCAACAUGGUCACAGAAUGGUAUCACUGUUUCUGGAGGAAAUGGAUCGGGCAGUGAAACCAAUCAACUCUAUUGGCCAUGGGGUUUGCACGUCGACGACGCUCAGACGAUUUAUGUCGCUGAUUGGUUGAAUCAUCGUAUUGUGAAAUGGAAAUCUGGUGUAACGAAUGGAAACGUAGUUGCUGGUGGAAAUGGACAAGGACAUGAAGCACAUCAAUUAUAUUGCCCACUAGAUGUGAUUGUUGACGAAGAGAGCGAUAAUUUCAUCAUCAGCGAUUGGGAGAAUAACAGAGUAGUUCGAUGGCCUCGUCGAAAUGGUACUCAGGGAGAAACAAUUAUUUCCAAUAUCUCUUGCGCGGGUUUGACAAUGGAUGACAAUGGUUCUCUCUAUGUUGUUGACGAUGAAAAACAUGAAGUGAGACGAUAUAAAAUUGGCGAUACUAAAGGAACACUGGUUGCAGGUGGUAAUGAACAAGGAAGUCGUCUUGAUCAACUCUCUGAGCCCACCUACGUAUUUGUCGAUCAAGAAUAUUCAGUUUAUGUGUCUGAUUGGGAAAAUGAUCGUGUAAUGAAAUGGAAAGAAGGUGCAAAACAAGGCAUUGUCGUAGCCGGUGGUAAAGGAGAAGGAAACAGUCUUACACAAUUGAAUCAUCCUCAAGGAGUCGUUGUUGAUCAAUUGGGUACUGUCUAUGUGGCUGAUUCUCACAAUCAUCGGAUCAUGCGUUGGCCAAAAGGAGCCACACAAGGAAGUGUCAUUGUUGGCGGAAACGAUAAAGGAGCACGGUCAAAUCAACUCAAUGGUCCCGCUGGUUUAUCAUUCGAUCGACAUGGCAAUCUCUAUGUCGUCGAUUGGGGAAAUCAUCGAGUACAAAAAUUUAAUAUCGUAUGA